GCCCUUCCCCCGGUCCGCCCCCCGCCGCGCCCCGGCAGCCGGGCCCAGCCUCAUUCAAACGGCAGCAGCGCCCGGCAGGCCCGCCGGCUCCAGAAGAGAGAAUAAAUAGUCUUGCUGUUGGCAGAGUGUGUGAAUUGGAAGCAUGUUGGCUACCAAGCUGUCCCGGCCUCUCCUCAGCUUCUCUGUGAAAACCCUGAAUUUCAAGGACCCAGGGAAUGGCAUCAAGCCUCUGCAAAGAUUUUGCAUCCCUCUCUUGUCCUCAAGUGGCAGCCGCGGUUACGCAAGUGAAGUUGAUCAGAUUGGCAGCAGAGCUGUGCUUAUAACAGGUUGUGACUCAGGGUUUGGAUUUGCCUUGGCCAAGCACCUGCAUGCCAAAGGCUUAAUUGUUUACGCUGGCUGCCUGCAAAAGGACAAGGGUGAAGGUGGCUCCAAGGAUCUGGACGACAUGAAGAGUGAUCGAAUGAGAACCGUACAGCUCAAUGUCUGUGACAGCAAAGAAGUCGACCGAGCCGUGGAGCACGUGAAUAACAGUUUGGAGGACCCAGAGAAAGGACUCUGGGGUCUGGUCAACAAUGCUGGGAUCUCCACAUUUGGGGAAGUCGAGUUCACCAGCAUGGACACCUACAUGGAGGUAGCUGAAGUGAACCUGUGGGGAACUGUGAGAACCACUAAAGCUUUCCUCCCACUCAUCAGGAGGUCAAAGGGUCGUGUGGUGAACAUCAGCAGCAUGAUGGGUCGGAUGGGCAGUCCUGCCCGCUCCCCGUACUGCAUCACCAAGUUCGGCGUGGAAGCCUUCUCCGACUGCCUGCGGUACGAAAUGCAGCCCCAGGGGGUGAUGGUCAGCAUCGUGGAGCCUGGCAACUUCAUAGCUGCCACCAACCUCUACAGCCCCGAGCGAAUCAAAGCCAUAGCCGACAAAAUGUGGGAGGAGCUGCCCGAGAUAGUGCGCAAAGACUACGGCAGGAAGUACUUCGACGAGCAGGUCAGCAAGAUGGAGACCUACUGCAACAGCGGCUCCACGGACACCUCGCCCGUCAUCGAGAGCGUCACCCACGCCCUGGUCUCCACCACCCCCUACACCCGCUACCACCCCAUGGAUUACUACUGGUGGCUGCGCAUGCAGAUCAUGACCCACAUGCCCGCGGCCAUUUCAGACCGGCUCUAUGUCUACUGAGGCCUCGCACUCCUAGGAUACCCAGGUGGGAAAUUGGUUUUCUAGAGAGCAUUGUACACACUUCCCCUUAGUCCUUCCAAAGCUUUUCUAACCUCAUUUCAGAGUACUGUAUUUUAGCUCUAAAGGGUUCAUUUCAACAUCUGACAUAACCUAAAGGGCAGUCAUUUCCAAGGGAUGCUUCAUAGGCAGGAAUAGAUGUGCAGGGACAUUUCAUUCUUUGCUAUUUAUUUCAUGUAAUCCCUUCUUUCUCACCUCAGAUACCAAGUUAUAAUUGUUAUUUAAACUGCAAUUGCUCUAAAGUGUUUUCAGAAUCAUUUCUGCUGGUGGCCAAACAGUCUUCACAAUUCCUGCCUAGGAUGCAGCCUUCACACCAUAGAACAGAGGCCCUCGGUGCUGUAAUGGCAAACCACUGCAUCUUGAUGACAGAGAGUGUCCAACAGACUUUUCCAGGCCGGGUCACAGUAGCAAGACAGAGCAGAGACUUCUUUGUUUUGGGAUCAGAACUCAAAAUGCUCUAGGUGCUGAAACUGAGCAGCUGACCCUGUCCCUUUCUGUCUUAGAAUGACACUGAUGAAACCUUAGAGAUAAGGAACCAAUCUGUUUUUCUUGCAUGCUUUCUUGCAAAGCAGUGCAACAAUCCAGGGACUCAAUCCUACAGACUUUGCCCACAGGAGUUUCUUACUCACAUGACCAUUCCCAUGAGUGUGAGCAGCUUUACACACAGGACUACAGCAAUCAGGAUUGGCCUGCUGCAACAUUUUUCUUCAACAAUAAUUGAUUAUCAACUCAAGACUUAAAUCUGGAGAAUUCCAGCUCCUGUGAUGGGUGAGGAUCACCACUGAGCAGAGGGAAGCAGAGAGGGUCACAGGCACAUCAGUGAAUGCCAUUCUCAUCAGAAACCUCAGCGGUCCACUGAAGUAUUUGUACACCACUUGCACAAAACGGCCUGAAACCUGGCCAGAGCCUCUAGACACUCUUACAGUGCAGGUGAUGGUAACAAUCAUAACUUCACUGAGCUGAAAUACAUCUAAAAUGGUAUAAACUUAACAAAACGUCCAUAACAAUAACUUUAAGAGCAGUUUCUUUUCCGUGGUGGUUGUUUACAUGUCUGAGAAAUGUUUGUUUUGUACCAUAAGAAAAGGGGGGAAAAAAAAAACAAACCAAAACGCAGAAGAUUUCUUUUUUCAUGGGAAAAUGUGGAAAGGGCAAUUCUUUUUUAAAAAGCUCAAAAGGCAAAAACUAAAGCAGUGAUUAAAAUACCAUUGUUGGCAGUGGCAAAGAGGAGUGAUCUCACGUGCUCUAGUAACAUACUGCGACGUGAUCAAACUCAUUUGGCUUAAUAAACGUCUCCAUGAAUGGUAACAAAA
Molecule: messenger RNA, 2541 nt
Organism: Pogoniulus pusillus (Red-fronted tinkerbird)
Lineage: Eukaryota; Metazoa; Chordata; Aves; Piciformes; Lybiidae
Gene: BDH1
Product: 3-hydroxybutyrate dehydrogenase 1
Exons: 7
Coding region: 143-1174 (343 amino acids)
Biological process (GO): steroid metabolic process
Cellular component (GO): intracellular membrane-bounded organelle
Molecular function (GO): 3-hydroxybutyrate dehydrogenase activity
Source: RefSeq, a predicted model, not a curated record